AUAGAUAGAACACGUUAAUUCUGUACCGUAGAAGAUAGGUACGGCUUUUGGACAGAAAUUAUUUUUUCUACAAAGAUGGCCGCGUCAACAGAUAUGUCAUUCUGGAUAAAGUUUUUCAAAGAAGCUGGCAUACCAGCAGGAGAUGCAGCAAACUAUGCCGUGACCUUCACUGAUCAUAGGAUCACUCGUGCUAUGUUGUUAGAUCUCACAAAGGAAUACCUCAAUGAUAUGGGUAUAUCAAUUCUCGGCGAUGUCAUUGCCAUCUUGAAAUACGCUAAAACUGUACAUAGUCAGGAUGUGAGGGAUAGAGUGUUGAGAGAUACAUCUACAGUUGAGGUCAUAACUCCUAAAAGAUCUACACCUGCCAGUCGUACUAUAGGUCACUAUAUAGGAAGUGGAGACAGAAGUGCCUCACCAUCCCUCACACCCUCACCUAAAAUAUCUCGAGAACUUUCAGCCAGACUUGGAUCUCCAGCUUUAUCAGCAGAAACCCUCCCAUCACCCUCAACAAUUAAAAUCACAACCCGCAAUAUUCCAAAGGAGGAUGUUCCUGUACCAAAGAAGAACCGACGUGUGUUCCCAGAAGAUGAAGGGCAUUAUACCAUCAACUUACCUCAGGGUACAGCAGCGAAAACAAAGAAAAUCCUGGCUCAGCAAAGACAGCAAGCUGAAUUACAGAGAAUUCGAGCUGAGGAAGAAAAGAAGAGAAUGAGCAGUAAGCAGACAUCUGUGUUUUCUCGACUGGGUAAAGAGAAACCUCAGACAGUGAUCACUUCCUCCUCAUCACAACCAUCAGUGACUAUUACAGGUCUGGGUAACAUCAACAUGCCAAGUUCAUCAGCUGCUCAGCAAUCCAUAUUUGCACGACUUGGUGGUAAGACGACAGUGAAAAGAGCAGCCACCUCAACUGUCACAUUUGAUGAUGAUGAUGAUGAUGUUGUAAGCCCAAGUAGUGGAAUACCUCUAGAAUAUGCUGGUGUACUCAAAGAGUCUCCAUCCAAGAAAGCUAAACUAGAAACUGUGAAAAAGCUCAAAAAGACAGCACACAAAACACUUGCCAAAGCUAAGGUUGUGAAACCAGUGACUGCUGGUGUUCUUGCCAGUGAGUCCUCUCAAUCUGGGAGUAAUGUGAAGUCGAGGCUCGGACCUAAACUGGCAGAGGUUUCCAGUACAACACAAAGCACACCAACUUCCUCAUCAAAAACAUCACAGAAAGGAACUCAGGGAAGACUUGGAAGCAAAAACCUGGAUUCUAUCACAAUUACUGUGGACACAACUUCGAAGGCAAAGGUUGGUUCAGCCUCAUCCAGUACUGCAACAGGUGUGUUCUCAAGGCUAGGCAAACCUAAAUCAUGAGACCAGGCCAUCCCAACUUGUAUUUUCUUCAGCUAAUGGGAUUUGGAACUAAUGGUUGUAUCUGUGUAAUGGACGAUCAUUGAUAGAGCAGUUCCAUGAGUGUUCCCCAUUCUGCUUGACAGCUUAUUCUUAAUGGUUCCUGGCACUGCAAUAACUGAUUGUUCUUUGUGGUUCCUGGCAUUGAAGUUGAUGAUGGUUCCUGGUCCAUGUGACCUUGACUUCAGAUUCCAGCCAGGUGGCGUUACUGUGAUAUUGAAUUGUUUAAAACUUGUGGAACAUGAAAGAAGUAUUCAAGUUGUAUUUGAAAUAACUUUGACCUGAAUCUCAUAAGAAUGUGUUCAAAUUGUCUGUAAACCAGACUGUAUUCAUAUGAGAAUAAAAGUUUAUGUAUUAUGGAGCUGUAUGAAAUUUGUUUGAAGAAUAUAAUUCUGCAGAUAACAAAAAAUGUAAAGAGUUAUAGAAACACAUAUCAUUAUUUUCUGUAACUUUGGCCAUUGACAUUGACAGGCAGUUUUAAAACGAAACAGAAACUGCAUAUUAAAAUGCCUUGUCUUUGUAAGUUUUCUUAAGAAAGCCAAAUUUUGAAAUACACCAAAGUUUGAAUAUUUUACUGCACUGUUUGUAAGUUCUUGGGUAUUUCACCUGUUAUGUAUUUAGUCUUUGCAAGCUGGAUUUCCUUAAAAAAAUCAGUGAUGUAAUUUUUAGAGAUGUUGUUUACUUCUUCAGGCCAUAUUUAUAUCCCCACAAACGAAGUUUGGGGGGUGGUAUAUAGAAGUGAACUUGUCGGUCGGUCUGUCAGUCCGUUGGUUUUCAUGGUUUCCAGACAAUAACUCAUGAAAGGCUUGACAGAUUUAAAUAAUUUUUGGUACACAGGUGUAACAUCAGAAAAAUACAGGUCAAGUUCUACUUUGAGGUUAAUAGGUCGAAGGUCAAUGUCACAAUGACCUGAAACAAACGGUUUCCGGAUGAUAACUUGAGAACGCUUGGGCCAAGGAUCAUGAAAAUUGAUACGGAGGUUGGUCAUGACCAGCAGAUGACCCCUAUUGAUUUUGAGGUCAGUAGGUCAAAGGUCAAGCAAGUUCGGCUUUGACAUUGGCUUAGUUCUGUGACAAGGCCAUAUUGUGGAGGUAUAAUUUGUCACUUCUGUGACAACUAUUUAUAGCUGACCUGAGCCAGUAGUGUUGAAGGAUGAACUGUUUCUGUUCAGAUUUUCGUUGAACAGUUCCCAAGUGGAUCUAGGACAACUUAUGUUUGAAAAGAAUUGAAUCCACUUUUUCACCAUUACACGUUCGUAAAAGGCAACAAAUAAAGAGUCUGAACACUUGAUGGUUAAGUUCUUUUUUGCACCUUAUAACCUGGUGGUGUGUGGUAAAACGGAAAUAAACUUUGCUCAGACAAAAUCUCCUUAGGUAGAAAUGAACUUGGCGUGGAUUUUCCACCAGUGGUUGUUUUCUGAUGUCUAGAUUAUUUCAUAGAUAAGUUCUUUGAGUUUUAUGAAAGUUGUUGUUAAUAUCAAUUAUUGAAUUCCUGGUAUUUAUUUUAUACAUAAUACAUGUGCUCGCAAAGAAUGACAGCUGUUGCUUCAAGCAAGUACUUACAAAUAAAGGUAACUAACUCUUGAUAAUCUGAUAAUAAAAUGAGGUAUCACUGAGUAUUUAGGCUCGUAAGAAAAUGUUGCAUAUAUGAACAAGUGUUGUAGUACAUAGCAGGUAGGAUUAGUAAAUGUGUAAUUAUAUUAAUCUGUAUUAUCCAUGCCUAAUUAGUUUGGCUUGUUUUCUAUAUAUGUUUUUAUUAGAACUUUGAGAAAUCUUACCAGAAUAAUGUGACUCAAUAUUAUUGUUCCUUGUGGGACUAUCACCCUGAUUGUUAAUGCAGGGUUGUUUUUUUAUGCCCCCGAAGGGAGGCAUAUAGUUUUUGAACUGUCGGUCUGUCAGUCUGUCAGUCUGUCCGCAAUUUUCGUGUCCGGUCCAUAUCUUUGUCAUUGAUGGAUGGAUUUUCAUAUAACUUGGCAUGAAUGUGUACCACAGUAAGACGACGUGUCGCGCGCAAGACCCAGAUCUGUAGCUCAAAGGUCAAGGUCACACUUAGACAUUAAAGGAUAGUGCAUUGAUGGGCGUGUCCGGUCCAUAUCUUUGUCAUCGAUGGAUGGAUUGUCAAAUAACAUGGCAUGAAUGUGUACCAUAGUAAGACGCCGUGUUUCGCGCAAGACCCAGGUCCGUAGCUCAAAGGUCAAGGUCACACUUAGACGUUAAAGGAUAGUGCAUUGAUGGGCGUGUCCGGUCCAUAUCUUUGUCAUCCAUGGAUGGAUUUUUAAAUAACUUGGCAUGAAUGUGUACCACAGUAAGACGACGUGUCGCACGCAAGACCCAGGCCCGUAGGUCAAAGGUCAAGGUCACACUUAGACAUUAAAGGUCAUUUUUCAUGAUAGUGCAUUGAUGGGCGUGUCUGGUCCAUAUCUUUGUCAUUCAUGCAUGGAUUUUAAAAUAACUACGCAUAAAUGUGUGACACGUGUCCGCGCAAGACCCAGGUCCGUAGGUCAAAGGUCCUAAACUCUAACAUCGGCCAUAACUAUUCAUUCAAAGUGCCAUCGGGGGCAUGUGUCAUCUUAUGGAGACAGCUUUUGUUUUAACUUGCUUAAGCUGUGAAACUUGGGUGAGCAGUCUAGGGCCAACAUGUUCCUCUUGUCUAAAUGUUAGAAAGGCGAGGAAAGAAAUAUCACACUAGCUCAUAUUACAGUUGUUGUUUAAUUCAUUGCGUUUAUUCUGUAAUUUUGUAUGUUAAUUGUUAAACACGAUAUCUAAAGGCAGAAUGAGUUUUUGUGUCAAGUUUUAUUGACGAUGGAACAUGCAAAAGGUAGGAUGGGUUGUUUUUUUUGUCUCAAGUUUUAAUGACAUCAAGGAACAUGCUCUUGAGAGAACAUGGAGGUGACGAUUUUGUAUAUUUUGCUCUGUUUAAUUACUUUAUGAUUUAUUUAGCAACCCAAAUUUUGUGUUUGCAUAUUUAUUUUCAAAGGUUAUAUUCUGGCAGAUAGUGGGCCAGCUUCAAAUACUAGAUGUAGCUAGCAAUAAGAUAAAUUAUUUUAGCAAUAUAAUACCAAAAAUCAA
Molecule: messenger RNA, 4460 nt
Organism: Mercenaria mercenaria
Lineage: Eukaryota; Metazoa; Mollusca; Bivalvia; Venerida; Veneridae
Exons: 9
Coding region: 76-1356 (426 amino acids)
Cellular component (GO): nucleus
Molecular function (GO): protein binding
Source: RefSeq, a predicted model, not a curated record